Molecule: messenger RNA, 3606 nt
Organism: Paramuricea clavata
Lineage: Eukaryota; Metazoa; Cnidaria; Anthozoa; Malacalcyonacea; Plexauridae
Source: the annotation of a GenBank genome assembly
AUGGCAUAUAGUGGACUGCAGGCUAAAAUCCACCUGAUCAUUGGUCUAGCGGGAAUUAAGAUAUUCUGUUUAGGUAUCUUGUUGUUUGCAUCGAGUUAUAUGGUAGAGGACCUAUUGAAAGAUUACGCCUAUGGCUUCGACAUUGGAAGAAAUCAUUGUGAAUACUGGGCCGCAUUACCGGUAAGCUAUACGAUCUUCACUUUACAAAAUGAUUCUGGUGGAACAUUGGUUUGGACCACACUGUUCUAGUUUGGGUUUGUCGUUAAGCUCUGCGACUCCUUCAGCAUGCAGUGGUCUAAUACUGCUCAUAUACACAACACGCCUAAAACGGUCGCAUACAACUUGCUUACAACUUGAGUCGCACUGUGUAAAUCAGGCAUAUACUACUCACACCUAGGUUGUUGUAGGCGAGUUGUGUGCUUGAUUCACAGUGUAACUGAAGUAGUUGUAAGCAGGUGGUGGAGAAUGAUGGAUGUAGAGGGCAACAUAUUCCCAAUGAGGAGCAUGCACUAAUAAACAAAUAGUGUUCAAACAGGCGCAGCAACUCUUGAGUGAUAUUGGACUGUUGAAUUUUGAAAGCUUUCUGUCCGCAUUAUAUGAGAGUGGGAAACACAAAAAUUUCAAAUUUCCAUGAUACACUGAUAUUUAUCUUCUUCCCUGGAGGCGAAGAAGGGAGUAUAUUCUAUAUAUGGCAUAUGUUACUACGGGAGGAAACUAGAGCACCAGGAGUAAACCAAUGGUGUUUGGUGAAGUGAAAGACAGUCCUCUUCUCAAAUGCAACUGAGGCGACAUUAUCAUCAGAUCACGGCGUGCAGUGUUGUGACUGCCAACUCUCAAGGCUAGUUUCCACUCAGGAAAAUUAUCCGUGGAUUGGAACGGACAAGAACAUUUUUCUUUGUGUUAAAGUCAUUAGUUCCAACCCAGAGCUCACAAGACAAAGAAAAAUUUUCUUGUCCCUUCCAAGGGCCUGUUCAUAUGAUCCCGCUUACCGGGACGUCUCGCUUACCGAGACGAAUAUUUCCGUGCGUUCAUAUGGAGUAUUUCGUCCCGCUUGCCGAGAUGAAAUUACAUUGUAGUUCUAUAAUUAGCGUAUGCAAAACUUCUACAUUUCAGUCAAGCAACACAAAUACUUAGCCAUUUUAGUGUUUUUCUUCGUUUAUUUACAAGAAAAAGUAUUGCUUCAGGUGGUUAUUUAAUACUUGUUUACAAAACAAACAUAAAACCAAGUAAAAAGUGUUAAAUUAAACCGGCAAGACUUGUUUCACUUCAUCCCGGUAAGCGGGCUGGCGUGUUCAUAUGGAAAAAUUUUCAUCCCGCCUACCUAUGAUCUCGGCAAAUUCAAACGAGAUCUCGGCAAGCGGGCCAGCUCGCUUUCUCAUAUGAACACAAUGCAAAAUUUUAUAGGAAAAUAGAUAGGCGGCGAGAUCAUCGGUAAGCGAGACGUCCCGGUAAGCGGGAUCAUAUGAACAGACCCCAAAUAGUUCCAAUCCACGGAUAAUUUUCCUGAGUGGAAACUAGCCUUUAAUGAACUCUCCUCCUCGUUUGGCUUGAAGCAUGCUUUCUAUUAAUUUAACAUAACAUCGGUCGCAACUGUUUUGAAAAAGUCGUAGUAAAGCCUAGUUUCCAUUUGGUCGUUAGUUGUCGCUGGCACGACAAGUGUUGUCGCUGGCACGACAAGUGGCUGAUGUAAAAGAGUGUCAACAAAACUUUAUAAAACUCUGCAAUCAUUAAGACUGAUUUGCAUAUAACACACAAAAAGACUAUUGAUAUUAGACUAUUUCACAUCUACCGCUUGUCGUGUCAGCGACAACUAACGACCAAAUGGAAACUAGGCUUAACCGACGUUAAAGCCUGAUUCACACUAUAGCAAUGUUGUGUUUCUGACAGACGGAUACAUAUAAAUGAACUCGCACACCUGAGUAUAGCCACUCGCGUUUUAGAAGUAAACAAUUCUAAAUCUUCUGCAGUGUCGUUCAUUCGAUCACAUUUCCCAGGAGGAGAGAAAUCGCCAACAGAAUUCAGUGCUUGUGUGAACAAUGCAUAUAUCUUGUAUAUGGUAUUGUAUGGAAAUCAGUCGUUGUUGACUGCAUGCAAGUGAUAUAACGGUAUAAAAAGCUGCGAAUUGAAAGACACACAACUAUCUAAAAAGUAAGAGCAGAACUUCCGCAGGUUUUGUUGUGGAAUGCCUUCUACUAAAGUAAAUAACAUAAUCUGUUUGUUUGAUUGAUUGAUUUCAUUCGCACUUGAGGUUCCAUUUGGCUUUGUUCUCCUGUCUAAGAAUGUCUAUAAAAUUUGCGAAAACUUCGGAUAAGGAUACAACCACCUCAAAAAUACAAGGACGCCUAAUUUCUAAAAACAAAGGUCGAGGAAGAAAGCUUUUUUGCAAAAUGAAUCCUAAGAUACCGAACUUCUUAUCUCUAUCGAUAUGUGAUUCCAUAAUUGAGCCCCACUAUAACUGAAUGUUCUUUUUAGGUGCAAUUUAGGUACUGUUUUAGUAGACUCCACUGUUUGAGCUUGGUUUAACUCAGCAGCAAGCAGUGCUACAAAACACGUGUAGCCUUGAGUAGGUCACGUUUGGUUAAAUAAAACAUGUAUUGUUAUAGAAAUUUAUUAGCGGGGUGUAACUGUAGGGUGAAGUAGGUUUAAUUAAGAUUUCUUUUUUAUGGAUAUUAGAUGUCUAGUCGGCAUGCAUAAUAAUUCCACAACUUGUGAAAAAGAUGCAACCCAAAGGACAACUACGGUGUAUUGUAACACAAGUUGCGUCGAAUGUAAUGAAAAGCAUAUUAAAGCUAUAAAAGCAAAAUUUCUUCAAGCUCAUAUAUUACUCAGCAUAGUUGUUAUAGCUUUGCCGUUCCUCCAAAUUCUGAUUUUUAUUUUCUUAUUAUAUAGACCAUUCUUACUGGAGUCAUUCUUGUUCUCUCGGUAAACAAACACUUCAAACGAUAUCACGAAUUCUUGGUAAAUAAGGCUCCUUCAUACCGUGUUAUAGCAUUGACCUUAGCUCUAGGUCGCCUAAUAUACUCAUGAAUUAUGAUGAAAACUUUAUCCAGUUCUAUGACUUGAUGAACAAUUUAUUCAGUCUCAGUGGCCAAAGCCUAAUCAAAAGUCUUUCUAGUGAAAACUUUAUGUGCUCAUAAGGUACAAUGAAAAUUUUUUUAAAUCUUAGUACUCGAUCCAAACUUUAACUAAUCAUAAUAAGACUUAAUUAAAACAUUAUCCAAUCCUAGGACUGGAUCAAUAUACUUCACCAGGUAUCCCAAUAUUAUCAUGUGAGCAAAAUAAAGUAAAAUGGUUGGCGAAUUUACUCAUGCAUUAUUGAGUUUGAUAUAUGUUAUUACAUAGAGCUACCUGAGGAUAUGUUGCACUCUCAUCGUGAUGGUUCUAGCUCUGGGUGUUAUGAUUGAAGAAGCCGCUGACAAUGCUUGGUCGCAUACACUGGUUUAUUCAGAUUGCCGGCACAUAGAACCCCUUGGUGUGAUAUGUGACAUGUUGCUCAAAGCUGACAAGUGGUAUUAUGUGAUGCUGUUUACUUCUGAUAUUGUGCUGGUUAUUUCUAUAAUUGCUCUGUUUGCUAUGUUUGCCCAAUGGAUGGUUUUCACUGCUUUG